Penicillium cosmopolitanum is the source of this 834-nucleotide messenger RNA. Its product is annotated as PITH domain-containing protein. The transcript has 2 exons. NCBI's taxonomy places the organism in Eukaryota, Fungi, Ascomycota, Eurotiomycetes, Eurotiales, Aspergillaceae. Gene Ontology annotation, cellular component: nucleus. The record is from RefSeq and is a predicted model, not a curated record. Bases 1 to 834 code for a protein of 277 amino acids.
AUGUCUGGGCAUCACCAUCAUGACCAUGGUGACGGUGGCCACUGUCACGCCGAGCACGACCACUCCAACGACAUCACCCCCGCCGUUCAGUCCCUCCUCUACACCCAGAUCGACUUUGAUCAGAUCAAUACCCUCAAUGAAUCCACUCCGAAGGGCGGAGCUGCCAUCGUGAAGAAAACAUGGGCCGAACGACUCAACGAUACCCCAGAGCUUGAGAGCGAUGCCGAUGAACAGCUGCUCAUGUACAUUCCGUAUGAUAUUCACCUCCCUCCUUACAUCCCACGAUCCCCCCCAAUUAUAUUUGCUAGCGACGCGAUGCCCCGCGACAACCCCUCCUCCAACACUUUUUACCCCUCAUCGUCAUCGCCGCAAAAAGCAAUUCACAUCCGCAUACUAACACAUUCCCUCCCAAGGUUCACGGGCCAAGUCAAAGUCCAUUCUCUCCUGAUCUACACCGCACCUACACCCUGCGCCCCAAAGACUCUGAAGCUAUUCAAGAACCGCGAUGACAUCGAUUUCUCCACCGCCUCGGAACUUUCCCCUUGCCAGACUAUCGAGGUCCCACAACCCGUUCCCGGAGAGGAUGUCUUCGAAUUGCCGCUCAACCGCGCGCUGUGGAAUACCACCACUUCAAUUACAAUCUUUGUCGAAGAUAACUGGAGCGAUGGUGACGAGGACGUGACUAAGAUCGGAUACAUUGGGUUCAAGGGCCAGUUCAUGGCUUUGAACCGUGAGCCGGUUAAUGUUAUGUACGAGGCUGCCGCAAAUCCCAAUGACCAUGUCGCGAUCCCUGGUGUUAGUGGUGUUGGGGGUCGAGUCAUGCCUGGUCAGUAA